AUGAGUGCUUUAAAAAAAGAGCAGAUAUCCACAUUACAGCUCAAAAUAAAUGAUAAUGAUUUUACUUGUGGAAUUGAAGAAUGGAUGCCACCUUCACAUGAGCUGAAAGGUAUUGUUUUUAUUCGUCAAUCUCUUAGCUGUGAUUCUCCAAUUGAAAGUGGUUAUUAUUCAAAUCGCCUAAAAAAACCUCCUAUUUGUUAUUAUUGUGGUAAAAAUAAUUCAUUGGUGGAGGCAACUGACGAUUUACUUCAUGGAUAUCAAUCUGUAUAUCCACUUUGUUCUAAUUGUCAACUUUCGGGUCAUUCUUUUCAUAUUGGGGUAAGAAAAAAGUUGGUGAAUUAA
Rhizophagus irregularis DAOM 181602=DAOM 197198 is the source of this 342-nucleotide messenger RNA. The record is from RefSeq and is a predicted model, not a curated record. NCBI's taxonomy places the organism in Eukaryota, Fungi, Glomeromycota, Glomeromycetes, Glomerales, Glomeraceae.